Anoplophora glabripennis (Asian longhorned beetle) is the source of this 1602-nucleotide messenger RNA. It is a transcript of the gene nAChRbeta2, whose product is annotated as acetylcholine receptor subunit beta-like 2. Lineage: Eukaryota; Metazoa; Arthropoda; Insecta; Coleoptera; Cerambycidae. The transcript is spliced from 10 exons. Gene Ontology annotation, molecular function: acetylcholine-gated monoatomic cation-selective channel activity; transmembrane signaling receptor activity. The record is from RefSeq and is a predicted model, not a curated record. Gene Ontology annotation, biological process: monoatomic ion transmembrane transport; nervous system process; signal transduction. Bases 1 to 1602 code for a protein of 533 amino acids. Gene Ontology annotation, cellular component: postsynaptic membrane; synapse; neuron projection.
AUGAAUCUGUUGAAAUGUGAACUUUGUUUAUGUUUUGUUACUGUCCUGCUGCUCAGAGAUGCCUCUGCUGGAAUUAAACACAUUGAAGCUAAUCCGGACGCGAAGCGACUUUACGACGACCUGCUCAGCAACUACAACAGACUCAUACGGCCUGUUAUCAACCAUACUGAAACCCUCACGGUAUGGCUAAGCCUCAAGUUGUCUCAGCUCAUAGAGAUGAACCUUAAGAACCAAAUCAUGACCACCAACCUUUGGGUGGUGCAGAAAUGGAGUGACUACAAAUUGAGAUGGGAUCCCGAGGAAUAUGGUGGAGUUGAGAUGUUAUACGUUCCAUCUGAACAUAUCUGGUUACCGGACAUUGUGCUUUUCAAUAACGCCGACGGCAACUACGAGGUGACGUUGAUGACGAAGGCGACCCUGUCUUACACGGGGGAGGUGAUCUGGAAGCCGCCGUCGAUAUAUAAAUCUUCCUGCGAAAUAAACGUGCAAUAUUUCCCCUUCGACGAGCAGAGCUGCUUGAUGAAGUUCGGCUCCUGGACUUACAAUGGUCUACAGGUAGACCUGAAGCACAUGGACCAACAAUCAGGAAGCAAUAUCGUUAAAGUGGGAAUAGAUCUGUCUGAAUUUUACCUGUCCGUCGAAUGGGAUAUUUUAGCAGUCCCCGCUACGAGAAAUGAAGAGUAUUACCCGUGUUGCGAAGAGCCAUAUUCAGACAUCACGUUCAAGAUAACAAUGCGCCGCAAGACGCUCUUCUACACCGUCAACCUGAUCAUCCCCUGCGUGGGCAUCACGUUCCUCACGGUGCUGGUCUUCUACCUGCCCUCGGAUUCCGGCGAGAAGGUGACGCUCUGCGUAUCAAUCCUGCUCUCCCUGACGGUGUUCUUCCUGCUGCUCGCCGAGAUCAUCCCCCCCACCUCCCUGGCGGUGCCCCUGCUAGGAAAAUACCUGCUGUUCACUAUGAUUUUGGUCACAUCCUCGAUAUGGGUGACAGUGUGCGUGCUCAACGUUCACUUCAGGUCGCCGUCAACUCACAAGAUGUCACCGCUGUUUCGGAAGAUAUUUUUGCAUUUUAUGCCUAAACUGUUGAUCAUGAGGCGAACCACCUAUACCCUACCCGAAUAUGACGAUACUCAGCCACCUAGAGGAUACACCAAUGAGAUAGAUGUCCAAUUAAACAUGGGAGAACCCUUCACGACCGAUUUCAAGAUAACGACCAGAGAGCCCAGUUUCGUGCUGCAGAACUCGGAUCAAGAGGACGGCAAAAUGAAAGCGCACUCUUCCAUGACAGGUUCAUCGAACAUAACACCGAAAAAUCUCUCCGCAAAUGUGCUGGCAGCUCUUCAAGGGGUCAGAUUUAUCGCUCAGCACAUCCGAGAUGCAGAUAAGGAUAACGAGAUCGUGGAAGAUUGGAAAUUUGUCUCCAUGGUCUUGGACCGCUUCUUCCUCUGGAUAUUUACUCUCGCCUGCAUCGGAGGCACCUGCGGGAUCAUUUUCCAGGCACCGUCCUUGUACGACACCAGGGUGCCUGUGGACCAACAACUUAGCGAAAUCCCCCUGAGCAAAAUCUUCCAAGUACCCGUCUCCAACGUCCCCAUCAUGUAA